AUGGCUACAAAAUCACAGAAAACGGCUACAAGAAGAGAGAAGUUCAUGAAAAAGAUUAAUGAGGGUAACAAAGAAACCCAAGCAGUGAGCUUCUCAAAGCGAAAGCCAACCUUGAAGAAGAAAGUAGAGGAGCUUAAGACCUUGUGUGCUGUCACGAUUUGCAUGGUCUGUUUCGGUCCUGAUGGCACCGUCGAAACAUACCCAGAGAAUGCAGCAGAGGUUAAGAGAGAAAUCGGGUUCUACAGAGGACUUCAUGCCAUGCAGAAACGUGAGUUCAACCUCCUGGGUUAUUUAGAGAAUGUCAAGGGAAAGCUUGGAUUGAAGAGACAGAAGGUGAAAAGGAAGAAGCUCGAAGCAUUGGCCGAGAGUUUUUCAAAUCAAAUCGAGGGGUUAAGUGGGGAUGCUUUCUUGCACUUCGUUGAAACUCUAGAGAAAAAGUUGGUGGGUUUGAGGGGGCAAAUCGGAGAUCUGUUAGGCAUCCGCGGUGAGAAAGGACAAGCAAAUGCUCAUGGCAAUGAUAAUACUGAUCAUGCUUUGGUCCCUUGUGAUCGUGCUGUUCCGGAGCCAAUAGAUGCAAAUAACUGUAUCUUCAUGGUUGAAAACAUGUGUGCAAACCCCAUAGUUGAUGAAGAUUUAGCAGAGUACUUCUGGGAUUCAGAGCUAUUGAAGUUAGCAGGAUUCGAGUGCCAGCCCAUUACUCCUGAGCAGUAA
Molecule: messenger RNA, 711 nt
Organism: Populus nigra (black poplar)
Lineage: Eukaryota; Viridiplantae; Streptophyta; Magnoliopsida; Malpighiales; Salicaceae
Product: agamous-like MADS-box protein AGL103
Exons: 1
Coding region: 1-711 (236 amino acids)
Molecular function (GO): DNA binding; protein dimerization activity
Source: RefSeq, a predicted model, not a curated record